This is a messenger RNA of Megalops cyprinoides (Indo-Pacific tarpon), 882 nucleotides long. RefSeq names its product sulfotransferase family 3, cytosolic sulfotransferase 1 (gene sult3st1). Gene Ontology annotation, biological process: sulfation. Lineage: Eukaryota; Metazoa; Chordata; Actinopteri; Elopiformes; Megalopidae. The record is from RefSeq and is a predicted model, not a curated record. The coding region runs from base 1 to 882 and encodes 293 amino acids. The transcript is spliced from 6 exons. Gene Ontology annotation, cellular component: cytoplasm. Gene Ontology annotation, molecular function: sulfotransferase activity.
AUGGAGAUUGUGAACCCUUACCUAUGCAAAUAUAAGGGUUAUAUCUUUGGAGCAGGACUUACCACAGCAGAGUACAUCGACUCCCUUCAGACGUUUGAGAUAAGAGACAGUGACAUCUUUCUGGUGACUUACCCAAAGUCAGGCACAGUGUGGACCCAGCAGAUUUUGACAUUGCUCUGUGAGACGGGCCACACAGAUGGGGUCACGUACGAAAAUAACCUGGAGACGAUGCCUUGGCUGGAGUACCCUGAGGGACAUACUGACUACGCCUCACGCCCCUCCCCACGAUUAUUUGCCUCUCACCUCACCCCUGCUCUGAUGCCCCUAGGACUGAAAGGAAAGAAGGGCAAGAUUGUGUAUGUGAUGAGGAACCCAAAGGACAACGUGGUCUCCUAUUUUCACUUCUGCCGUGCCUGGAGCAAGCUGGAGACUCCCAGGAGCUUUGAGGAUUUCAUGGAACAGUACCUGGCAGGAGCGGUGGGUGGUUCUUCCUGGUUUGACCACAUCAGAGAAUGGUACACCAACAGGGACCAGUACAACAUCCUGUUCCUGACUUACGAGGACAUGAUCACGGAUCUGAGAGCGGAGGUGGUGAAGAUCAGCACAUUCCUUGGGAAGAACCUAGAUGAUUCCGCCAUCGACCGGGUGGUGGAGAAGGCCACGUUCAAAAACAUGAAGAAAGACCCUAAAGCCAACUACGAGUUCCUGCCCCAGGACCUGCUCAUUCGAGAGAAGGGAACCUUCCUGCGUAAAGGUACCGUCGGUGACUGGAAGAACACCUUCACUGUGGCCCAAAACGAGAGGUUUGACCAGGUCUUCCAGGAGAAGAUGCAGGACCUGCCCUUUAAGUUCGUCUGGGACAUUAAUGAGGUGUCGAAGUAA